ACUUCAGUUGAGAUAAUAUUUAACAGCAAAGCAGCCUAUCUUCUAACUUUAGUGUUCUCCGCGCGUGCAGCCGCCCGGAUCGAUGGAGUUGUGAUUUACACGGAUAUCGGUCACACAAUUCACCUAAGCGCAGAAAACAAUGGUUUCCAUCGCUAAGGUGCUACUCGGAGUCUUCGGGGUGGCGGUGGUCGUCAUUUUGAUAGCGGUACCCACGGCUAUAUUUUUGAAAGAGGAGAAGGAUGAGAACAAGAACAAGAGAUCCUUCACCCUGGAGGAUGUCUUCAACAAUACACUGAAACCGAAGUCCUUUGGCAUGAGGUGGAUCUCAGAUCAUGAGUUUCUGAAUAAGUCCCAGGGCUCAGUCUUCCUCCAGAACAUCCUCACAGGAGGGUCAGAGGAGUUCUUGAGCAAAGACAAGUUUGACGAAAAGGAUGCUUAUGAUUAUCAGCUGUCCGCUGACCACAAAUAUGUUGCAUUCAUGAGCAACCAUUCCAAGCUGUGGCGGCAUUCAUUUACAGCUUCAUAUUCACUUUAUGACCUGGAGUUGAAAAAAUUUUUCACACCAUCUGACAUUCCUGACGAAGUCCAGUACUUUGCUUGGGCUCCUCAAGGCCACAAACUGGCCUAUGUUUGGAAAAAUAAUGUGUAUAUAAAGACUAGCCCCGGGUCGCCCUCACAGCAAGUCACUUUCAAUGGGGAGGAGAAUCUGAUUUUGAAUGGGAUCCCGGACUGGGUGUAUGAAGAGGAAAUGUUUUCAUCCGGUCAGGGCUUCUGGUGGUCACCUGGAGGGAAGUACGUGGCUUAUGCUCAGUUCAACGACACAGAGGUCCAUAGUAUAGAGUACUCCUGGUAUGGCGACAACCAGUACCCCAGCACUGUUUCCAUUCCAUAUCCAAAGCCUGGUACUCCCAACCCUAUUGUGAAACUGUUUGUUGUGGACACUGACAACGUAACAAGUAUUACUGAGGUUGUUGUUCCAGCCCCAUUCAACAUGAGUGAGCACUACUUGGCCACUGUUACUUGGGUGACAGAUGAACGUAUUGCUGUCCAAUGGCUGAAGAGAGUACAAAACCACCUCAUCUUACAGAUCUACAAUUUUAGUGAAUCUACAUGGGAUCGUGCUGAGCAUCUGGAGGUGAAAAGUUCCACCGGAUGGAUUGGACGGUUCUCUCCACCAGAGCCAGUUUUUGCUGCUGACAAGAACAGCUACUACCUGUUGAUGAGCGACACCAAAGAGUACAAGCACAUCCAUCAUGUUGUUGGGGGCAAAGCUACACCAAUCACUUCUGGAGAAUGGGAAGUCAUUGACAUUCUGAAAGUAACUGCAGAUAGUGUAUAUUAUUCAAGCAAUGAAAAGGACAAAAAACCUGGAGGAAGGAAUGUUUACCAGUUGACAGGUCAAGGACCAGUUAAGUGUCUGACUUGUGCAAUACGUGGAGACGACUGUCUGUAUAACUCAGCCUACUUCAGUCACGAUGCCUCCUUCUACCGUCUGAGCUGCAGUGGUCCUGGCAUUCCUUACCAUGUUCUCAUGGAUAACAGAAAUAAUAUUAAUAAAGAGUUCUAUGUUUUGGAGGACAAUAAAGCAUUCAGCAGCCUGAUAUCUGACAUCCAGAUGCCCACCAUGCGUCGAGGCACCAUCACACUUGAAGGAUACAAACUCUGGUACCAGAUGUUUUUGCCACCAGGCUUUGAUGAAUCCAAGAAGUAUCCUUUACUGAUAGAUGUGUAUGCUGGUCCCUGCAGUCAGAAAGCAGACUACAUCUACAGAGUGAGCUGGUCCACCUAUUUGGCCAGCACUGAGAAAAUCAUUGUCGCCAGCUUUGACGGAAGAGGAAGCGGUUACCAAGGCGACAAGAUAAUGCACGCAAUCUACAAACGUCUGGGAACCUAUGAGGUGGAAGAUCAGAUAACGGCGGCCAGGAGAUUCAUCAAAGACGGUUACAUUGACAAAGACAGAGUUGCUAUUUGGGGCUGGUCUUAUGGUGGAUACGUGACAUCAAUGGCCUUGGGAUCAGGAAGUGGAGUUUUCAAAUGUGGAAUGGCGGUCGCUCCAGUGUCCAAAUGGAAAUAUUAUGAUUCCAUCUACACAGAGCGUUACAUGAUGGAGCCUUCAGAGAAUUCCCUUGCCUACACUAACUCUACAGUAACUGAGCGGGCCAAGAAUUUCCAUUCGGUGCAGUAUCUUCUGGUUCAUGGAACAGCUGACGACAAUGUUCAUUUCCAGCAGGCAGCCGAGAUCUCUGAGGCUCUGGUGGAGGAGCAAGUGGACUUUGAGGCGAUGUGGUACACAGAUAAGGAUCACGGGCUCGGCGGCUCGGCCUAUCAACAUGUCUACACCCACAUGAGUCACUUUCUACAGAGGUGCUUUGCAUGAAACCCACUGGAUGAUAAAGAAAUAUUUUCUUUGCGUCACGUGAAUAACAAAAUGUUGGAUAAAGUCGUUAAUCGUGAAUGCAGGCUUGAUUAUCAGUGCUCCAAAUGCCAGGAAAAAGUCUUGAGCGGAAACUCACAAACACAAAGUGGUCCAAAUCAUGAUCUUAUUCUAUGUAUGUGAAAUUCUGUCUGCAGCUUCUCUGGAAAUUAUAUCCUAUAUUUUUACUUUUAACACAUCUACAUGGAAAAUGUGAUUUAUUUUCUAAUGUUUGUUUUUGUGAACUUCUGAAAAGGCCGUUACUUGACCUGUGGAACAACAUUGAUAUAAUAAUGUGAAGGUGUAACUGUACUUGUACUACUUGGAUAUGAAGAGUUUUUACAGUAUUGUGUUAAAUUAUGCACAGAAACAUAAUGCACCACAAUAAUUUUAUACAGUUUUACCAAAUUUAUGAUUGUUGACUGUUUGACGUAAUAAUUGUUUUGUAAAUUAAUAAAGAAUUAAUUAAUGACAA
Messenger RNA from Epinephelus lanceolatus (giant grouper), 2888 nucleotides. RefSeq names its product dipeptidyl peptidase 4-like. Lineage: Eukaryota; Metazoa; Chordata; Actinopteri; Perciformes; Serranidae. Gene Ontology annotation, biological process: proteolysis. Gene Ontology annotation, cellular component: plasma membrane. Gene Ontology annotation, molecular function: serine-type endopeptidase activity; dipeptidyl-peptidase activity. The record is from RefSeq and is a predicted model, not a curated record.